Ananas comosus (pineapple) is the source of this 2436-nucleotide messenger RNA. RefSeq names its product vacuolar protein sorting-associated protein 41 homolog. Gene Ontology annotation, cellular component: late endosome; HOPS complex. Gene Ontology annotation, biological process: endosomal vesicle fusion; macroautophagy; protein targeting to vacuole. Gene Ontology annotation, molecular function: protein binding. NCBI's taxonomy places the organism in Eukaryota, Viridiplantae, Streptophyta, Magnoliopsida, Poales, Bromeliaceae. The record is from RefSeq and is a predicted model, not a curated record.
AAAAAAAAAAAUCUAGAGAGAGAAAGAGAAGGAGAGAGAGAGAGAGAGAGAGAGAGAGAGAGAGAGCGAUCGCGUGGGCGCUUCUCGAAGCUCCUGCUGUACACGGAUCUCGGCGCAGCAGCCAUGGCGUCGGAGCUCCAACCCUCGGAGAACGGGGUCGAGGGGGACGACGAGAGGGAGGAGGAGGACGACGACGAGGAGGAGGAGGAAGAGGAGGAGGAGGAGGAGGAGGAGGAGGAGCAUGUAGAGAACAGGGGAGAGGAGGAGGCGGAAGAGGACGAGGAGGAGCCGAGGCUCAAGUACCAGAGAAUGGGGGGGAGCGUUCCCCCCCUCCUCUCCACCGACGCCGCCGCGUCCAUCGCCGUCGCCGAGCGCAUGGUCGCCCUCGGCACCCACGACGGCACCGUCCACAUCCUCGAUUUCCAGGGCAAUCAGGUCAAAGAAUUUGCUGCUCAUACCGCUACAGUCAACGACCUUAGCUUUGAUGCAGAAGGUGAAUUUAUUGGUAGCUGCUCAGAUGAUGGAUCUGUAGUUAUAAGCAGCCUUUUUACGGAUGAAAAAUUGAAAUUCGAGUAUCAUCGGCCUAUGAAAGCAAUAGCUCUAGACCCUGACUAUUCACGGAAAUCCUCAAGAAGGUUUGUCGCGGGUGGUUUAGCUGGUCAACUAUUUCUCAACAUGAAGAACUGGCUAGGUUAUAAUAAGCAGAUUCUGCAUGACGGUGAGGGUCCAAUUCAUACCGUGAAGUGGAGAACAAGUCUUAUUGCUUGGGCUAAUGAUGCAGGAGUAAAAGUUUAUGACAUGGCAAAUCAUCAGCGAAUUUCUUUUAUUGAGAGACCGAGGGGAAUCCCCCGUCCAGAGCUUUUACUUCCUCACUUGGUGUGGCAGGAUGACACUCUCUUGGUCAUUGGCUGGGGAACGAGUGUAAAGAUUGCUGCCAUUAGAGCUAAUUCUCCCAAUGGUGUGAAUGGUGUACGGACAAAUAUUUCCAUUUCAAGUACUAAGUAUGUGGAUAUUGUGGCAUCUUUUCAAACUAGUUACUACAUUUCUGGUAUUGCUCCAUACGGCGAUGCUUUAGUAGUACUAGCAUACAUCCCGGAUGAGGAAAAUGGAGAAAAGGAUUUCAGUACAACUGUCCCAUCACGGCAGGGAACUGCACAAAGGCCAGAAAUACGAAUUGUCACAUGGAAAAAUGAGGAACUAACAACUGAUGCUUUACCUGUUCAUGGCUAUGAACAUUAUAAGGCAAAAGAUUAUGCUCUUGCACAUGCUCCAUUCACAGGAAGCAGCUAUGCUGGUGGUCAGUGGGCUGCUGGUGAUGAACCUCUCUAUUAUAUCGUAUCUCCCAAAGACAUAGUGAUUGCGAGGCCUAGAGAUGCUGAAGAUCACAUAGCUUGGCUUCUUCAUCAUGGUUGGCAUGAAAAGGCAUUAGCUGCAGUUGAAGCGGGACAGGGACGGACUGAACUUCUUGAUGAGGUGGGAUCAAGAUACCUUGAUCAUCUAAUUGUUGAAAGGAAAUAUGCAGAAGCUGCAUCUUUGUGUCCUAAGUUACUCCGUGGAUCCGCUUCAGCAUGGGAAAGGUGGGUUUUUCACUUUGCCCAUCUGCGCCAGCUUCCUGUGUUGGUUCCUUACAUUCCUACAGACUAUCCUCAGCUGAGUGAUACUGCAUAUGAGGUUGCCCUUGUUGCAUUGGCUACUAACCCGCCAUUUCACAAACUUCUCUUGUCAACUGUUAAAUCGUGGCCGCCUACAUUAUAUUCUGUAUCACCUGUUAUUUCUGCCAUUGAGCCACAAAUGAAUACCUCCUCUAUGACUGAUAAUUUGAAAGAGGCAUUAGCUGAAUUAUAUGUGAUCAAUGGACUGUAUGAGAAAGCCUUUGGUUUGUAUGCUGAUGUAUUGAAGCCUGACGUUUUCAAUUUUAUUGAAAAGCACAGUUUAUAUCAUGCCGUUCAUGACAAGGUGGUUGAUCUUAUGAUACUUGACAGUAAAAGAACGGUUCUUUUAUUGAUCCAACACCGUGAUAUAAUUCCUCCAUCUGAAGUUGUCGGGCAGCUUUUGCAGUCCAAUAAAAAGUGUGACAAGAGAUAUUUCUUGCAUCUUUACUUGCAUUCCCUUUUUGAGGUUGACAUUAAUGCUGGAAAAGAGUUCCAUGAUAUGCAGGUAGAGCUUUAUGCAGAUUACGAAUCACGAUUGCUACUCCCUUUUCUUCGUACCAGUCAGCAUUACAGGCUAGACAAGGCUUAUGAAAUUUGUGCUAGGAAAGAGCUCAUAAGAGAGCAAGUCUUUGUCCUUGGUAGGAUGGGAAAUGCAAAACAGGCCCUUGCUAUUAUUAUAAAUAAGUUGGAGGACAUACAGGAGGCUGUAGAAUUUGUGACCGAUCAACAUGAUGAUGAACUAUGGGAGGAGUUAAUCAGGCAAUGCCUUCAGAAGCCUGAAAUG